Styela clava is the source of this 653-nucleotide messenger RNA. RefSeq lists its product as uncharacterized. NCBI's taxonomy places the organism in Eukaryota, Metazoa, Chordata, Ascidiacea, Stolidobranchia, Styelidae. The record is from RefSeq and is a predicted model, not a curated record.
GUUAGCAAAGACUGGAACGCACGGUAUUGCCACAGUGCGCAGUAUUAUAUUUGCAUUAAUUGAAUUUUCAAAAUGCAUUUGGCACAGUUAUUUUUCGUGUUUGCAACAUGUAUGCCCAUAAUCAACGUCUUGGGUUCAGGUGAAUUUGAAAUUGACGUAACAGGAGUGUACAAUGACAACAUUGACAUGUUGAAUAUAACAUUCAAAGAAACUUUGAAAUCACCACCAGCUGACAAUAUGCUUACAGCACUGACGGGCAGGACAAUGCAAGUGUGCAGUUAUUAUUGCCGAUGGAAUGCAAAGAAGAAUAAAUAUUACAAAAAAUGUUCACGCAUGUCAAAGAAAGGGUUUUGCAAGUUUUGUCGAAAAACUAUAUGCAAUUCAGGAGCGAUAAUCUCAUAGAUCGCGAGAAGCAUGAAAUAAACCAGCAGAAUAUUAAAUUUUAUUGAAUAAAAAGUCAAACUAUUUUGAUUUUUUUUUGAAUAAAUUUGAAAAUUCCUAUAUUGGGAUUUUUUUGAAUCAAGCUACGAUGUUAGGAUAUGUGAUCUUUAUCUAGAACCAAAAAUCUGCUAAAGAUGUGAAGUCAAAACAAGAACAACCUGUACCAAAUAGUUUUUAUUUUUUUCGAAAAAUACUCAUUAUAUGAUGACAUA